AUGAUCCCUGACACGCGCCCCCAACCGCCCCCAACAACUGCAACCGCCGCGCAGGCUGAGCUGGCGUGGGCGCGGCGGAACCGCCCAGAGCUGCUGGAGCAGCCGGAGGUGGCGGCGCGCGUCAAGAUGAUGCAGCAGGCCGAGGCUCAGCUUGAGCCCAGGCGGGAAGCUGUGGCGCAGCUGGAAGAGGCCAUCAAGAUCGCGGGCAACCUGGACUUGGGGAGCCUGUGA
This is a messenger RNA of Monoraphidium neglectum, 231 nucleotides long. RefSeq lists its product as hypothetical. The transcript has 2 exons. The coding region runs from base 1 to 231 and encodes 76 amino acids. The record is from RefSeq and is a predicted model, not a curated record. NCBI's taxonomy places the organism in Eukaryota, Viridiplantae, Chlorophyta, Chlorophyceae, Sphaeropleales, Selenastraceae.